This is a messenger RNA of Paramecium pentaurelia, 832 nucleotides long. NCBI's taxonomy places the organism in Eukaryota, Ciliophora, Oligohymenophorea, Peniculida, Parameciidae. The record is from the annotation of a GenBank genome assembly.
UAUGGAUUAUUUCAGAGCUAUUGUAAAAUCAGGAGAAAUUAGUGAAAGAGUAUAUGAUUUAACAGGUAUCAUAAUUAAUAAAUUGGUAUCAAAUUAUAAUGCCUAUAUUAUAAGAAGAAAAUGUUUAAGAUAAAUGAAUUUAGAUUUAAAUAAAGAAAUGGAAUUUAUAAAUCAGGUUACAAUUGCAAAUUAGAAGGUUUAUUAAAUUUGGUAAGAUAAUAUUUGAUUAUUAUUUAGGGAACACAGAAGAUAGGUAAUUGAAGAAUUGAAUGAUUUUAAAGGUGAAAUUGAAUUUCUCCAUUAAAUUUUUGAUAUAGAUAAUAAGAAUUAUCAUGGAUGGACAUAUCGAGUUUGGUUAUGUGAAAAAUUUAAAUUAUACAAUUAAGAAAUAAAAGAUAUCUAAUAUUAUUUAGAAGAAGACAUUGGUAAUAAUUCUGCUUGGAAUUACAGGUAUUUUUUAUUAACAAAAAUGCCUUUUGAUUUCAAUACAGAAUUAGAAUAUAUUAAAAAUGCUAUUAGAUUGGAAUAAGAUAAUGAAGCAUCAUGGAAUUAUUUGAGAGGGUGGUUUAAAAUGUUUAAAUUCAAAAAUGAUUAAGAAAAUCCAUAUAAAACAUAUGUUUAAUAUAAUUUAAAAGAUUUUAACUUGUUUGAUUUUUUAAAGGAGAUGAGAUUCUCUAAUAGAUUUGCAUUAAGUUUAUAAAUUUAAUAUCUAUUAUUUGAUGGAAAAUUUUAGGAUGCAAUAUAAAUAUGUGAAUAACUUCAGAAUUAUGAUCUUAUUAGAAUAAAAUAUUGGUAAUAUAUAAAGAAUUAAAUAAUUGAAUUGAUUUAGUGA